UUAGAACUGUAAUUGGUCAGUCUCCUUAUUAAUAUUAUUAUUAUUACAAUUAUUAUGCUUCUUAUCUAAAUAUCACAAAUAUAUUUUAAUUAUAAUUAAUAAUAAUGAAAAAAAUAAAUGAUGAAUCUAAUAAAAUUAUUGAUUAUAAAACACGUCAAUUAUUAUUUUUUCAAUGUCAUUUAAAAUUAAUUAAACAAAUAUUUAUAAAAAAUAAUGAAAAAUUUAAUGAAACCAAUGCAAAUUAUUUAUUAAAUAAAUAUAUAAAUAAAUAUAGAAAAUUAAAAUGUAUUGCCUAUUUUCUUAUUGAUCGUAUACGUUUAAAACGAUAUAAGAAUUUAAUUUAUAUAAAACCAUUUCGUAAAGAAAUUAUCUAUCGUGAUAUUAAACACUUUUUUAUAUUUCCUAAUUAUCCACAAUUAUUUAUGUUGUGUAUUAUUGAUGAAUACAAUAAUAAUAAAAAAUCAUAUGAAUUAUAUCAAUGUAUUAAUUAUAAUGAUGUUAGUGUUGUAUGUAAUUUAACAUAUAAAGCAUCUAUUAAUAUAUAUAAUACAUUAUAUAAUACAAUAUCAUUAAAAGAAAUUAAUUUAACAAAUAACGAUUAUUCAAAAUAUAAAUUGAAGUAUUCAAGCUUCAAUAAUUUAUUAAAUCAAACAAAUAAUAAUUUGAAUUUAUUUAAAUCAUCAAAACAAAUGAAUAAUUCUAUGAUAAAAAAUAAUUCGAAUUCUAAUUUAUUCAUUAAUUAUUCUAAUGAUUAUUCUAUAAAUAAUAAUAAUAAUAAUGAAAAAUGUUUAAUUAAAAAAGAAUUAAUAAAGAAUACAUUAAAUUCAGUAUAUUCUAAUAAUUUACAAUCAUAUCAUCCAAAAUUUUACUCACUACAUAAUUUAGAUUCAAAUAAAGCAGAAUAUAUUAAUUCAAAGAUGCAUAUAAUUAAAAAUAAUGUACAUAGUGAUUAUUCUGUACGUAAGCUGUCUCUUAUUCCUCAUAAUAAUAAUAAUAAUAACAAUGAACAACAAGAGAUUUAUAUCAAAGAUAAUCAAUUAUUCAAACAAAAGUCAUUAAAUGUAACAUAUUCACCAUUACCGUCACCAUCAUCAUCAUCACCAUCAUCAACAACAACAACAAGAACAUCUAAUGAGGAUUAUAAUUUAGACAAAUACAUACAUAUAAACCAAGAUAUAUUUUCUACAAAUGAUCAUAUGAAUUCUAAAUUUCAAGAUAUUAAAAGAAAUUCAAUUUUUCUUAAGCAAAAUUUAAGUCAACCAUUAAACUAUAAUAAUAAUGUCAAAAUGUUAAAAACAUUUACAAUACCUACAGGAAAUAAAGUUUAUUGUCAUAAAAAUGAUUUAGACAUUUAUCAUGACAAUAUGAAUAUGAAAAUGAAUGAUUAUCGUCUUUUUAAUGAUUAUGAUGAUGAUGAUAAUAAUUAUUAUUAUUUUGAAAAUAAACUUAGAAAGUGUAAAUCUAAUAUAGAUAUAACAUCAGCUGAUACGACUUAUUUAUGUUAUGAUCCAGUUGUUGGUAUACGUAUAAAUAAUAAAGGCCCAAUUUACAUGUAUAUGGCACGUUAUAAUUCAACUCUAAUAUCAUCAAGUCAUGAUUGUGUAGAUUUGGAAACUUAUUAAAAAAAAUUAUAUUACUUACGAUCUGUUUUACAUAUUUCAGUUUUGUCAUAAAACUCAACUCGAAUUCAUUUUAUGUACAUAUACAUUCUGUAGAACUUUCAUUAAUAUAUAUCUUUCUCUGUUUUAUAUAAGAACAAAUCAAAUCAGAAAUGUAAUGUCGAUAAUGUAAUAAGAAGACGAAGAUUAUCAGAACUAUGUGAUGAUAUACUAGUGCUAUACAUUUCGAACAAUCUGAUCACACAUAUACUUGUUAAGAACAUUUAUAUAUAAAAAGAAGGUCAACUAGAGUGCAAAUCGGGUAAGAGGAGAUAAGGAUAAUAGCAAGAGUAAUAAUAAUAAUGUGAACACAAUUUGAAACCUAACCACUUUGAGUAAUAAGCCAGUAAUACCAGAGUAG
This is a messenger RNA of Schistosoma spindalis, 2019 nucleotides long. The record is from the annotation of a GenBank genome assembly. NCBI's taxonomy places the organism in Eukaryota, Metazoa, Platyhelminthes, Trematoda, Strigeidida, Schistosomatidae.